UAAUUAUUAAGAAGGGAGGGGCUCCGCUGGAGUGCAUGUAGAAACCGAGCAGCAGCGAAGGAAUUAGUCACAAUGUGGCACGAGGCGAGGAAACAAGAGAAAAAGAUACGAGAGGUCAUGGUCGACUUUCAGAGGCGGGCAGAAAGACGCAGGGAGCAUUAUGAUAAGCUAAAAGCAGACCCCACCUCUUACCUUCGGAUAAUCGGCAGCAAAUGUCGUUUACAUAUAGACCCAACAGGUGGAGAGAGAUACUCAUCAACAAUGAUACCGUGGCAAGGAGAUGAAGAUAAUUUAAUAUCAAGAUACGAUGUCCGCAUUCACAUGGACAUUAUACCUGAUUAUAGCAAACUACCAGAAAUUGAGUUGAGCGGAGAAGAAAAAUACGAGGAGACAAAGAUUAAUUAUGAGAGAUAUCGUUCAGUAAUAAUCAAUGAAUUUAAUAAUGUCCCUGAGUCUGAAGUAUUGUCAAAGAUUGAUGUAGACGAGUUAUAUUCUGACGUAAAACGAGCCAAAAAAGGAAACAAAAAACAGUCAAAGAACAAGAGUGCUAUAUCGUAUGACUAUGACAGUCAACAGCAAAUGGCUUCUGAUGCUAAUAAGAAGAAGAGGAUGAUAGAAGAUGAUGAUAAAGACAGCAAUGAUGAGACUGAAGAUGAAAUGGAUUUCGAUAUUGAUACCUUUUCCUCUGGACAAAUUGAUAAAUUAAAUGUGCUUGCAUUGGACUAUAAAGUUUCUCAGGGAUAUUUCUCUCGAUCUGUAAGGUCAGAGAAGAACCUACUGAUGGAGAGAAAGCAAGCCAAGAUGGCAGAACUUGAGAAGUCUAAUUUAACUGGUAAGAAGGCUAGGAAAGAGAGGAGGUUGUUCAAGGAGAUGUCACUGAGAACGCGAAUGCCCAGCCCGCCACUUUUUGUACCAAAAGACAUUUAUAAUCCAAAGAAACAGAGAGACGAUGAUGAAGAAUCCAACACAAGUUCGUCUUCUGGCUCAGUAUCUCUUGACAGUAAACCUCAGUUCAUUACAGAGUUUGGUAGUGACGUCCCUUCUCUCCCCGCCUCCUCGUCAACUCUUGAUCACGUGACCAAACCAUGCCUUCCAUUUUCCUCUUCCUCUCGUAAGAAAAGACGUAGAAGCAGCAGUAGCAGCAGCAGUAGUACUAGUAGUAGGAGUGAUUCAUCAUCUCCUCGUAGAAAGAAACGCUCGUACCACUCUUCCUCCUCACACCAUCAUGCUGGAGAUAGAGACAAAGAGAGGAGAUCAUCGCACAGUAGUAGUGGUCGGGAUCAUUCAAGAUGGCGUCGCUCUAGGAGCAGGUCAAUAGAGCGCGUGUCUGCAUUGACAAAGAGCAAAUUAGAGGCAAAAAAGCCACAGCCUAAGAAGAAGUCUCUUCCUUCAUUGCAACAGAAGCAGCAGCAAGAAAAGACAAAACUAACUCCACAAGAAAGAUUGAAGAAGAAAAUGCAGUCCCAACUUUCAAAGACAUUCAAGGAGGACAAGAAAGUGGAGAAGUACAAGGCGGAAGUUAAAGAAGUUGAGAGAAUCGAGAGAGAGGAGAAGAUGAAGCAAGAGACGCUAAAGCUAAGACGUCGUGCUGGCUAUGACGAUUUUUAUGACAGGUCAAGUCGAUACUCUCGUUCACCGAGCCCUCGUGACCGAUAUCACAGACACUAAAUAUUUUAUAUUAUUAUUAUAAUUAUUAAUUACUUUAAAUAUUCUUGUACCUGCGCAAGGCAUAUAAUUAUAAAAGAGGUUUGAACUAGCAAAUUGAA
Amphimedon queenslandica is the source of this 1766-nucleotide messenger RNA. RefSeq names its product CLK4-associating serine/arginine rich protein-like. The transcript is spliced from 17 exons. The coding region runs from base 73 to 1668 and encodes 531 amino acids. The record is from RefSeq and is a predicted model, not a curated record. Lineage: Eukaryota; Metazoa; Porifera; Demospongiae; Haplosclerida; Niphatidae.